AUGGUGGAUGGGAUUCGUGAGCUAAAGAAAGACCCGAAAAGAAACGCCGAAACAAUCGAGGGCUUGCGCGACCGGAUGAACGAUCGUGCCCAUGAAAUUGCUCAAGAGAAGCUGAAGAACGAUCGUGGCUUCCUCGACAAGGACCCCGAGGGUGUGCCGCUGAGUAUUCUCCCGCUCGAUGAGGACCGACAAUUCCAUGAGCUGGAGGUGAGGCGUGCGGCGCUCAAGGCGAAGGAUUCAGGGCGCAACUCGACUGCGGUACGAGAUGUGGAGGCCCAGCUUAAUGACCGUGCACAUGAGCUGGCAAAUGACCAGAAGAAAGAAGAAUUAAAGGGCAUCGACGAAGCCCCAGAGGGCAUACCAAUCCACGUGCUUCAGCCGCAUGACGACCCCAGGUUCGGCUCGAUGGUGAAUGAGCUGCGCAGGUUGAAGAAACACCCGAAUGAGGGUGACACUGGCGUGGGGGAUUUACUUCGCCAAAUGAACGACCGCGCCCAUGAACUGGCGGCGGAUCGGCUGCAGGGCGAUCGCGGCUACUUGGAGAAGGAUCCUCUCGGUGUCCCGCUGGAACUGCUGCCUCUCUCCUCGGACGCUGACUUCCACGGGAUGGAGGUGCAGCGUGCCGUGCUUAAGGCUCAGGACCCACGGCGGAACGCUGGUGAGAUUGCGGACCUGGAGAAGAGGCUGAACGAGCGGGCAGUGCAGCUGGCGGAGGAUCAGCGACAGAGGGAUCUGGAGGGUCUUGACAAGGAGCCUGAGUCCAUCCCGCUCUCUGUACUUGAUCCGCAUAGUGACAAGGGGUUCGCGAAACUUGUGGAUCAGCUGCGCGGGCUGCAGGAUGACCCACAAGCUUGUGACGAAAUUGCGGCUCUGAAGUGCGAAAUGAACGAGCUUGCGCAUGCGCUGGCCAAGCAGCGGAAGGAGGGUGACCGUGGUUACCUUGAUAAAGAGCCACAAGGGGUUCCUCUCGAGGUGUUACCACUGAACACCGACCCGUCGUUCCGGCAGAUGGAGGCGGAGCGUGCAAAGCUAAAGGCGCAGAGCCCGCGACACAACGCGAAGAAGAUCAAGGAGCUGGAGGAUGCGCUGAAUAACCGCGCCCACGAGCUUGCACGAGACCAGCUGCGUGAGGAUCUGAAGGGUGUCGAUGAGCAGCCGCGCGGCAUUCCGCUUGAGGUGCUUCGGCCUCACGACGAUCCAUCGUUCUCGGCGUUGGUGAAUGACAUUCGUCGGCUGAAGGAGGACCCCGAGGCGAACGCCAAUGCUGUUGCAGAUGUUCUUGGUGCAAUGAGUGAUCGCGUUCAGGAGCUGGCGGCAGCACAGCUUGACCGGGAUUUUCUGGACCCCAAUCCUGAGGGUGUCCCGCUUGAGGUCCUGCCACUCGACACCGAUCCUGAGUUUCACGCCAUGGAGACGGAGCGGGUGAAACUAAAGCUGAGCGACCCGCGGCGCAAUGCAAAGAAGAUCAAGGGCCUCGAGGUGGAAAUGAACGCGCGAGCACAUGACCUUGCUCGUCAGCAGCUUCAGGACGAUCUUUCCGGUGUGGAUGCCGCGCCCAAGGGAAUCCCGUUGCCACUGCUGAAGGUCACGGAGGAUGCGGAAUUCGCGGCGUUCGUUCCCCAACUGCGUGAGCUCAAGAAGAACCCCGAGGGAAACGCCGAGGCGAUCCGCAAUGUGGAGAAGAUGAUGAACAACAAGGCGUACGAGCUUGCCGAUGGUCUGUUAGAGGGCGACCGUGGCUACCUGGACCCCGCCCCGCUUGGCGUGGCUCUGUCGGAGCUCCCGCUGAAUGCGGACGAUGCAUUCUCGCGGAUGGAGGUUGAACGCGCCAAGCUUAAAGCGCAGGAUCCGCGACGGAACGCUGCGAAGGUGGUGGAUCUUGAGGCCAAGCUUAAUGGUCGUGCUCUCGAUCUUGCGAAAGCGCAGCUUGCAGAAGACUUGAGGGGGUUUCCGAGCCAAUAUGAGGGGAUUGAUACGGCACAGUUGAGGCCCCAUGAUGACAAGGAGUUUGCCCUGAUGGUUCCGGAGCUCCGGCGCAUGAAGAAAGAAGGUCAGAGCGAGGCGCUGCGGGCACACACGGCGGAAAUGGACCGCCGCCUGGGGGAGAUCGCGAAGGAGCUUGUGGAUGGCGACCUUUGGUUCCUCGACAAGGAGCCCGAGGGCGUGCUGCUAGAGCACGUGCCGCUGGAGCAAGAUGCGGUCUUUGAGCAGCUGCGGCGUGAGCGCGCGCAGCUCAAGGCGGAGGAUCCUAGGGCGAGUGCUGCUCUGAUUAAGGACAAGGAGGCCGCUAUGAACGAGAGGGUGCAUGAACUUGCAAGGCAAGUGAAGGACGAAGACUUCAGUGGGCUCGAGAAGGAGCCGCACGGCAUUCCGUUGAACCUUCUUCCCCUUCGUGAAGACCCCGUGGCUGCUAAGCUCAUCCUCCUCUCACGCGAGGAGCGUCGCCGUGGCGACAAAUCGCCCUCCUGCGGAAGGCUGCGCGAAAUUCAGGAGGAAUUGAACGCACGGGCGCAGGAGUUGGCCAAGGAGGCGCUCGCUGGCGACCGGGAGAAGUACCUCGAUCGCGUUCCCGAAGGCGUUCCCGUAGAGGUUCUGCCGCUCGACACGGAUCCGAGGUUCCACGCGUUGGAGGUGGAGUGUGCGAAGCUGAAACUGGAGGACCCGCAAGGGAACGCUGAAAGAAUUGAGCAGCUUGAAGAGGAGCUGAACGAGCGGGCACACGAGCUGGCCAGGGAACAGCUGCAGGAGGAUCUGUCUGGUCUCGAGCGGGCGCCAUGCGGCGUGCCAAUGGAGGUGCUGAAUCCCCACAAGGACGCUGAGUUCAAUAGGGCAGCGGAGCACCUCCGCGAGCUCAAGAGGGACCCGCGUCGGAACGAUGCGAAGAUAAAGGAGUUGAAGGCCAAGAUGGGCGGGCGUGCGAGGGAGCUGGCCCGCGCGAUGCUGGACGAGGGCCGUGAGUUCCUUGACCCGAUGCCGGAGGGCGUUCCGCUCGCCGAUCUUCCCCUCGACAAGGACCCCACGUUCCACACCAAGGAGGUGGAGCGUGUGACGCUAAGGGUGAACGAUCCUGUGAAGAAUGCUGCCGAGAUCACCGCGCUUGAGGAGGAACUGAACAGGCGGCUGCAUGAGCUGGCGAAGGAUCAGCUGCAGGAGGACCUCAAGGGGCUUGAGGGCGCGCCGAGAGGUGUUCCGAUGGCGCUCCUUCGGCCCCACGACGACGCCGCGUUUGCAUCACUGGUGCCCGGGCUCCGGCAGCUGAAGAAGGACCCAAAGCGUAACGCCGAUGACAUCCUUGCCACUGAGGGGAAGAUGGAUGCUUGUGCGGACGAGCUGGCGGAGGACUUCUUGCGCACCGACCGUGAAGCGUACCUCGACCUUGCGCCCCUGGGCGUUCCACUGAACACACUCCCGCUGGACACGGACCCGCAGUUCAAGGCAAAGGAAACUGAGCGGCUGCAGCUGAUGCUGAACCCGAAGGACAACGAGGAGGCGAUAGCCGAACUUGAGGGUGUGUUGAACGCUCGUGCAUUCCAGCUGGCGGAAGAGAAGCUGAAGAACGAUCGUGGCUUCCUCGACAAGGACCCCGAGGGUGUGCCGCUGAGUAUUCUCCCGCUCGAUGAGGACCGACAAUUCCAUGAGCUGGAGGUGAGGCGUGCGGCGCUCAAGGCGAAGGAUCCAGUGCGUAACGCUGCCGCUAUACGAGACCUGGAAGAUGAACUUAAUGAUCGCGCACACGAGCUGGCUAAGGAACAGCUGGCGGAGGAUGUACGCGGUGUGGAUCCGGCUCCACACGGAAUUCCCAUUGCUAUGCUAAAGCCGCAUAGCGAUCCUGAGUUUCGGGAGAUGGUGGAUGCGCUUCGUCAGCUCAAGGCCGAUGCAAAUGCUGAUCCUGCCGCGAUAAGUGCCCUGGAAGCCGAUAUGAACGAUCGCGCCUUGAAGUUAGCUGAGGAGGCUCUUCAUAGGUCCCGAGAGAAGCUUGACCGAAACCCUGAGGGUGUGCCGUUGGAAGCCCUUCCUCUGGAUGAGGAUAAAGCGCUCCGUCAGAUCGAGGUAGAGAUGGCGAAGCUGAGGCUGGCGGGUCAGGGGAAGAAUGGGCCUCGUAUUGCGGACUUGGAGGAAAUGUAUAAUGAUCGCGUGGGAGAGCUUGCUCGUGAAAGAAAGUCCAAGGAUCUUGAAGGCCUGGAGCAGUGUCCUCAAGGCAUCCCGUUAGCCCUGUUGAAUCCGCAUGACGAUUCUGUUUUUGCGUCCUUGGUGAAUGGAGCGCGCUGUGGUGCGGACGGAUCCAGAGAGCUUCCUGCUGGUGGAGCUCUCGAUGCGCUCAACGAGCGUGCCAAUGCGCUUGCUGAGGAGGUGCUGAAAGGCGAUCGUGGCUACCUUGUGCGUGAGCCCGAGGGAAUUCCUCUGAGCGCUCUGCCGCUGGACAGCGAUCCCGAGUUCCACAGCAUGGAGGUGGAGCGUGCCGUAUUGAAACUGACUGACCCGAGGAAGAACGCGGACAAAAUCGCGGACCUCGAGGAGCGCCUCAACGAUCGCGCACGCGAACUGGCGAGGGAGCAGCUGGGCGGUGACCGCGGCUAUCUUGACCCCGAUCCGGAGGGCGUCCCCAUCGCGGACCUCUCUCUUGACGAGGACCCGAAGUUCCAUCAGAUGGAAGUGGAGCGUGCGAAGCUGAAGGCGAGAGAUCCUGUUAGUAAUGCGUACCGAAUCCGUGAGCUGGAGGAGAAGCUGAACGACCGCGCACACGAGCUGGCCAAUAAGAAGCUUGAGGAGGACCUGGAUGGUAUGGACCGGGAGCCUGAGGGUGUGCCCCUCGCACUGCUGCAGCCACAUGAAGAUGCCGAGUUUGUUUCCUUCCUUCCAGAGCUCCGCCGCCUCAAGAAAGACCCUCUGCGUAACGCGGCGAAGAUCAAGGGGCUGCAGAGCAAGUUGAAUGACAGGGUGCAUGAGUUGGCGAAGGAAGCGAUUGCUGAGGGACGCAAGUUCCUCGACCCUGAGCCGGAGGGUGUGCCACUUGAGUUGCUGCCUCUUGACACGGACAAAAAGUUUAGCACCUUGGAAAAGGAGCUCCGUGCCCUGCAGGCGGCGCCUCGACGAAAUGAAACUGCUAUCGAAAACCUAAUGGGUCGACUUAACGAGCGUGCCCAUGAGCUGGCGAGGGAGAAGAUUCAUGGCGACCGUGGCUUCCUCGAUCCUGUACCGGAGGGUGUUGCCCUUGCAGACAUACCACUCGACUCGGAUCCGAAGUUCCGCAGCAUAGAAGCAGAGCGGGCUAAGCUAAGGGAGGACCCCGAGAAUAAUGCCUCUGCGAUCGCCAAGCUGGAAAGUGAACUGAACGGUUUGGCCCACGAAUUGGCGAAGGAGGUGAAAAAAGCCAAUCGCUCCUUCCUGAACCCGACGUCUCAUGGUAUCCCAAAGGAGCUCCUGCCGCUUGAUGAGGAUCGCGGCUUCCAGGCCAUGGAGCAGCAGUUGAGAAAGCUAAUGCGUGACCGUGGCCGAAACGCGGCUGCUAUUGAAAAUCUUCAGGAUAUGAUGCAGGAUCGGGCGGACGAGCUUGGGCUUCAGAUGCUGAAGGGUGAUCGGGAUACCUACCUGGAUCCCUUCCCAGAGUCUGUUGAUAUUGCGGAUGUGGCCGUUGAUGAUGAUGCCGAGUUUGGAAAGUUGGAACUGGAGCGUGCCAUCUUGAAGGCAGAGGAUCCUCUGCAGAACAAGGAUAGGGUUGCGGAGCUGGAGGAAAAAUUGAACGAGCGCCUUCACGAGCUGGCUAAGGAGCGUAUUAAGAAGGACAGGGCGUUCUUGGACACUGAGCCGGAAGGUAUUCCGUUGGAGGAUGUUCCCCUUGAUUCUGAUGUGGAGUUUGGUCGCCUUGAGGCUCACCUGCGUAAGCUGAGCCGCGAGCCGAGACGCAAUGGACCUACCAUAGCUGACCUGAAGGAGCGUAUGAACGAUCGCGCUCAUGAGCUUGCAAAGGAGAUUGUGGCUGAUGAUCUCAAGUGCCUGAGCGACAAGUACAGAGGUAUCCCGAAGGAGGAGUUAAACCUCCACAAAGACAACGCCUUCAAGGAGCUUGCCAACAAACGGCGCCGUGCGCGCACCAGGGGUUCAACGCCCGUGGAAAUAACCGCUCUUGAGGAUGCAAUGGAUGCACGUGCGUGUGAAAUUGCCGACGAUGUCAUAAACAAUGAACGUGCCUUCUUGGACCCUGAGCCAGAAGGAAUGUGUCUGGCCGACGUGCCUCUUGACACAGAUGAGACCUUCCUUGCACUGGAGGCAGAGCGCCGAAAGCGCAUGAAGGACCCGCGUUCUGCUAAGCGCAACAAGGACAUCAUCCGCGAUUUGGAGGACAACAUGAAUGACCGCGCCGCUGCGCUUGCGAAGGCCGAAUUUGCUAAGAUGCGUGAUUUUAUGGAUCAAGAGCCAGAAGGUGUUCCGCUCGCUGAACUUCAGCUUGAUAUGGACCCUGAAUUCAAGGAGGCUGAGGUGGCGCGUUACAAGCUGCUUAAGGACCCCAAUCACUCGGUGGAUGAGGUGGCGGUGCUGGAGGCGGCCAUGAACGACCGCGCACAUGAGCUUGCCAGGGCCGUCCUCGCAAAAGAUCGUCGGUUCCUCGACCCUGAGCCGGAGGGCGUACCGCUGGAAGAAUUACCGCUUGAUACAGACCAAGAGUUCAACGAGCUUGCGAUGGAGCGCCGUCAACUGAUGAAGGAUGGAAAGAAGUGUAAAAAUCCUGAGGUUAAAGCUAUCGAAGGCAAGAUGAACGACCGCGUACACGAGCUUGCCAAGGACUACCUCAAGAAGAACCGCGCCUUCCUGAAUCCCGAGCCGGAAGGGGUGCCACUGGAGGAUGUCCCCAUUGGCCGCGACCCUGUCUUCCUUGACACGGAGCGAGAACUCGCGAAGGCGCAGAAGGACCCAAAGGCGACCGCUGAAAAAAUACGCCGUCUCCAGGAAGAGCUUGAUAACCGUGCCCACGAUGUGGCCAAGGAGCUCCUCAGGAAGGAGCGAGCAUUCCUUGAUCCUGAGCCGUUCGGCGUCCCGCUGGCUGAACUGCCCCUCAACCACGAUCCAAUUCUUAACCCCUUGGAACGUGACCGCCGUGCGCUGAAGAAGGAUCCGAAGCGAAACGCUGACGCGAUUCGCAACCUUGAGGAUGAGAUCCAGGAUCGUGUCAGGGAAAUCGUAAAGGAGUUCGUGGAGAAGGAGCGCGCGUUCCUUGACCCCGAGCCAGAGGGUGUGCCUCUGUGUCAGCUUCCUCUCGACACGGAUAGGCAAUUCCGAGACAUGGAGCACGAGCUGCGAGCCCUGAAAAAGCAGCCAGCUAAGAACAAGGACAUGAUCGGAGAAUUGCAGGAAGAGAUGAACAACCGAGCGCACGAGCUGGCGAAAGACUACCUGCAGAAGAACCGCGCGUUCCUCGACCCUGAGCCACUCGGCGUGCCACUUUCCGAACUGCCCCUCGGCGAUGACCCGGAGUUCCACGACAUGGAGGCGCGCCACCGUGAACUAAAGAAGAACCCGACGGUCAACGUCUUGCCGCUCAAGGAGCUGGAGGACGAGAUGAACGAACGUGCAAAGGAGCUGGCGAGGGAGUUCCUCAGGAAGGAGCGUGCCUUCCUUGACCAAGAGCCCGAGGGUAUACCGUUGUCUGAUCUUCCGCUCCACAGGGAUAAGCACUUCCGUGAGAUGGAGAAGAAGCUACGUGAGCUUAAGAAGAGCCCACGGAAGAAUGCGGAGGAGAUAAAGGACCUCGAGUAUGACAUGAAUGAUCGCGUGCAUGAGCUGGCCCGACGCCAACUCUCGGAUGACCGACACUACUUACCUCUUGAACUCUGCGGUGUCCUGUUGGGUGACCUCCGGCUUGACGAGGACCCGGAGUUCAGGGAGCUGGAGCUGCAGCGCCGCAACCUCAAACGGGACCCGAAGAAGAACGCAGAGGCCAUUCGUGAGGUGGAGGAUAAACUCACCGACCGCGCCUUCAUGAUCGCCGAAGAAUUUCUGCGCAAGGAUAGGGAGUACCUCGACCCUGAGCCAGAAGGCAUUCUGUUGGAUCGCGUGCCACUUAAUGACGAUCGACAGUUCCGCGAAAUGGAGCAGGAGCGCCGCAGGUUGAUGAAGGAUCCUAAGAACAAAGCUGCGGUGUGUGAACUUGAGGAGCGGCUAAAUCAACGCGCCCACGAGCUCGCGCAGAGCCUGGUUGGCUGGCAGGAUCCUGAGUUCCACGAGGCCAACAAGCACGUCGCCGAGGAGUGGCCGCGCAUAUGCGAGCUGUACCCGGAGGGCAUCCGCGAGGAUGUCGUGCCGGAGCGGACGCUGCCGUCUGAUGUGUGUUCGGCACCGGACUGCGCGGGUUGUCUGGCACCUUUCAUCGCCGCUCUUAGUCGCCAUCCUGUGCUAAUUGAGCGGUUGUUCGAGUCAAAGACACACCCCGUCAACACUCCUUAUGUCUUCACAUUCUUCGACCCCAACAGUAAACCGGUGCGUAUUGAGAUUGAUGACCGUGUCCCAGUGAAUGUGCACAUGGAGCCAAAGUUUACGCAGGUGCCGCAUCGCUCGUGGUACCCGCUGCUGCUUGAAAAGGCGUACGCCAAGUUUGUCGGAGGUUACGCCAGGCUGGAUCAAUGCACGCCCCAUGAGACCCUGCGGGAUCUGACGGGCCGGCCGGUACUGCAUAUCCCUUUUGACGACAAACUGGCUGAGGCGGCGAACACGGGCGAUUACAAGACGGUCGGGUUCUGGAUCGGUGUUUCAAAGGAACUGGAACGGGGAGAUGUUAUCACAUGCAUGUCGAACCUGGAGUCUGAGGAUGGCAUCCACCCGCAAUGCAGUUAUGCUCUCAUGGGAGUCAUUCAUACUGUGAAGGAGUCUAAUGAUCCUUCCGAUAUUGUGAUCAAGCUGCACAACUGUUACUAUGAUGAGCCGCUUUACACCGGGCCACUCAACCAACAAGAUCCCAAUUGGACGGAGGAGCUGAAGAGGAUUUGUAGGUUUGACGCUGAGGAGAAUGACGUUUUGUACCUGCCACUCCCGACUUUCCUGCGAAACUUCUCGAGUAUGCAGCGGUGCCAUAUUAACUGUGGUGACCGACUGAGUUCUCCAGGUGAGUGGAAUGAGUUCACCUGCGGAGGCAACCCGAAGUUCACCACAUUCCGCAACAAUCCGAUCUACCUGGUGGAGAAUAAGUCCUCGCGUCCGGUUCCAAUUGUGGCGGAGCUGCGCCACCACGCGCCUGCCUUCUCUGACCCUGAUGGCCUGAACCACUACCACCAGACUGGGUUGGUGCUGAUGCAAGCGGUGCAGGCCAAGAUGCCGGUGAGUCCACUCAUCACAAACGGUACCCACCGGUUUAUACAGAAGGGUAUGAUGCUCGACGCGAGGGAAGUGUGCUCGCAAAUGGAGCUGCCGCCCAACACCACAUGCUACCUCAUCCCAUACACGAUACGGCCUGGUUGCUAUGGCAAGUUCAGCAUAUCGGUGUAUCCUGGUAUGGCUAAGGUGACGCUGACGCCGAUGCGUGGUGCGGGUCUCAAGCGCGAGCCGUUGACAACAGAAGUGACGCUGAAGCCCGGUAGUGAGGGUAGCCGAGGCGCCGACUUUCAUGUCAGCGAUCCGUGCGAUGUUCACGUGCUGCUGCGGCAGCUGAAAUUCGACGACGAGAUGAUGCGGCAUGGUGACUGCUUGGCAGAUAGCGAAGUGAAAAUGCUCGUGUUCGAUGAGCACGGCAUCAGAGUGGCGACUACUGGAGAUGCGACGAAUGCCCGGGAGCAGGCGCUUGUCUUCCGCGCAUCGAAGGGUGGUUUCUACAGCAUCGUAGCGGUGUGCAUGGAGUGUGCGUCGGUCAGUGGCUGCCCGUGCGUUUUGCAGAUCUUCACACCGAAGAACGUCGUGGCGAGGAUUGCGUCAGCGCCGCUUGCCGUGCCGCUACGCAUCGGCGUGGCGCUGCCAAGCAUCACGACAACGCCGACGCGCUCCUCGCGUGCUCGGACAGACGCGGUUGAGCGCGGCUCGCAGCGCUCCAUCUCGGUGGGUCUGCCCAAGAUAUCCCUGACGCCGUCCAAGCCGGUUGUGCGCUCUGCCGGUGGGCGGACACAGUGGAACUGA
Messenger RNA from Trypanosoma grayi, 10095 nucleotides. RefSeq names its product calpain-like cysteine peptidase. Gene Ontology annotation, cellular component: cytoplasm. Gene Ontology annotation, molecular function: calcium-dependent cysteine-type endopeptidase activity. The coding region runs from base 1 to 10095 and encodes 3364 amino acids. The transcript has a single exon. The record is from RefSeq and is a predicted model, not a curated record. Gene Ontology annotation, biological process: proteolysis. NCBI's taxonomy places the organism in Eukaryota, Euglenozoa, Kinetoplastea, Trypanosomatida, Trypanosomatidae.